This is a messenger RNA of Vigna radiata var. radiata (mung bean), 1462 nucleotides long. Its product is annotated as peptidyl-tRNA hydrolase ICT1, mitochondrial. The record is from RefSeq and is a predicted model, not a curated record. Bases 825 to 1358 code for a protein of 177 amino acids. The transcript is spliced from 5 exons. Lineage: Eukaryota; Viridiplantae; Streptophyta; Magnoliopsida; Fabales; Fabaceae.
GUUAGUAUGUAAUUUAGUUAGGGUUUUGCUUUUGGUUAGGUUAAUUUGUUUCAUUUCGUUACUUUUUGUAUCUUAUCCUACAGGUUUUUCAGCAAAUCUCUGGGACAUUGUUAGUGUUAGGUUCAUUACAAGACAAGGAUAUCCCGUUAUUAGGUUUUUCUCUAACUUAGUUUUUCUAAUUGUUGAUACGUUUUUAAGUGCUGAAGGUUAAGCUCAAGUGGCAGCACCUCUGCUAUCUAUCUAGUUUUGGGUUGUUUUCUAUGCAGGAGCAUUCUCGGUGAUUUUCCAAAAGUUAAAGGUGGAGUAAAUUUUUUACUAAAUCAUUGUGAUUUAUUAUUUGAUUUAGUUUGGCAAAGCGAAUGUAUAUGAUAUGGGAUGUUGAGAUGUUCUUGAAUACGCUUUUAACCUUUUUCAAUGUACAAACAAGGGUGCAAUUUUUACUAGGGCCUACAAUAUGAUACGACAGUAUUAACAGAAUUUUACAUCCAUUUAGAGUUGAUUCAUAGACAGUUUUAUAUGAAAAUGUUUUCUUGUUGCAUAUAGCAAUAAAGCAAUACGGGUUUCCUCAAUAAUAGGGGUAGUAUUGAGUUUUAUGCUAACUGAACUAAGUUAACAAGUGAUGUUAAUGUUUCAUCUUCCUUAUUUUCUUUGCAGUACGGAGUAACUUUUGCCAGAAAAAAAUUAGAAAGUUUAGGAAUCAUUGUGUAGUUUUAUGAGUAGUAUUUUGUGGCCUUUAAUCAUUGGUUCAUGCCAUAAUACCAUAAAUGCUUAACAUAAAUUGUCUGUCAUUCUAGAGUUUGAAAGGUAGGGAUUUGUUAGGGACUAUGAUAUUUCCUUUGAGAAUUUUAGGAAGUUCAUUGUUAUUGGAUUUUGUUUUAGAAAGGUGGGAAUUUAUCAGAUUGUUUAAUGGCUGGAGUUGUUGCAACACUCUUCUUCGACACUUCCCUUUACUUCGCUUCGUCUUUGCGGGGUUUCUCCUCCUUUGCACUUCUCUCUUCAAUUACGACGCUUGCUGCCACCUGCAAUUCGAUGUGCUUCCUCAGACUCCGAUGGCGCCAACAGAGUUUCGGCUCGGCUGUUGCAGGUCAACCAACUUCUUCAACAAGCCGAACACCGCGCCUUCUUCCGACCAAACCCCUCCUCCUAAAAUCACCAUAGAUCAUGUUACAGUGAGCUUUGCAAGAAGUGGAGAACCUGGUGGUCAGAAUGUCAAUAAAGUGAACACCAAGGUGGACAUGCGCUUCAAUGUUAAAAAUGCACAUUGGUUGAGUGACAUGGUUAGGGACAAGAUUUUGCAAACGUUUUGUUUGGUUCUGGGCAAGAGAAGAACCGUAUUAACAAGGACGGGGAUCUUGUGAUUUCAUCAACCAAAACUAGAAAGCAGAAUUUUUUUUCUUCCCUUUUAUACUAUUUGCGGUCUCUUUCCAUUGUAUGUUGCAAGAUUGGUUGCCUUAUUCUACCA